This is a messenger RNA of Diaporthe batatas, 4977 nucleotides long. RefSeq lists its product as uncharacterized. The transcript has 2 exons. Lineage: Eukaryota; Fungi; Ascomycota; Sordariomycetes; Diaporthales; Diaporthaceae. The record is from RefSeq and is a predicted model, not a curated record. Gene Ontology annotation, molecular function: ATP binding; protein kinase activity. Bases 1115 to 3916 code for a protein of 933 amino acids. Gene Ontology annotation, biological process: protein phosphorylation.
CUACCCCUCCAUGCCCCCAUGCUCCUCUAUUCUCCCAUCCUCCAUCCCAUUGCAUCGUCCCUCCUAUCGCCGGCAGGGGUCGAGGGUCCCAGAAAACAAACUGCUCAAAAAGACAAGUCCGCAUCAGUCUUGUCCUGCCCUGACCGCCAAGCCCACAAGAGCACCACGCUCUUCAAGGUCGCAGAGACACAGCGAGAAAGAGAGAGAGAGUGUGUGUGUGUGUAUGCGUCAAAUACAGAAAGGAAGACGUCCAUCCUCUUGUUGUCCGCCGCCCGCAUACGCAUUCUUAAUUCUCUCAUUCUCUCAUUCUCUCUCCUCGUCUCUUUCCCCCUCCUACUUGCAUCCCUCGGCAACAAAACUUUAUUUCUCUCUGUUGCCGCCUCCUCGGAGUCCAGCUGCCAGCCUUUCUACACAGUACCAUCAUUUGUUAUAUCGUCUGUGCCCCACACAGUAGCACCGCCUGACGUGUUGUGCGUGUGUGCGUGUGUCUUGCCUGACGGCAGCUGGAGAGGGCCUGUUGCUUGGUCGGUCUGUCGAAGCUGUGGUAGGAAAAGGCCGCCGCCCAAGGUUCGACCCGCAAGUGUUGCCUCAGCCACGGACUAUCUGGGCCUGCCUGUCACGCAAAUCUCUGCACUAAUAUCCUCUGUCGUCCUCUCCUCCCGCCUGCUUUUUCUCCUGCCUGUGCCGCCGGCCAGAAAUCGCGGCCACUUUUGUGUACCUGGGACCGGCUGAUCACACAACCAAUGCCCGCAUGCGCGCUCGAUGCAGCUGGUCUCCUUAGCCUCGCGUCCUCACCAGCCUGCUGAGGCCCUGCCUUCGAGCCUCGAAUCGAGGCCGCCGCGAGGCAAUCACACAGGGGGCCGCAGGACACAAAUCCCCGAGAGCCAUCCACAGACUGAGACUGUCUCGCCGCCAUCCUCGGUUGUGUCUACCUAACGUCGGCCGGCCUGCCGGCCAACCCCACCGCCAGGCCUUACAUGAGGGCCCAGGGCUGAUGAAUAACAUAUCAUAGCCUCUUGCUCCUCAGAAUUACCUGUCCAUCUUCAUCUUCCAGCACGCCUGCCACCCUGUUCGACCUGCACUACCGCUCUGGCUACCUAAGUACCCAGUUCUCAUGGCUCAGGCCAAUCCUGCACAGCUGGACCCAACCUCGGCUGUCAAUCCUCAGGCCAAGCAGCAGAGUAUGUGGCGGAGGAUAUUCGGACAAGGCAAUGGCACAAUGGGAGUCUCGGAGAAAAUUGCACAUGAUCCGUCCACAGACCAGAGUGAGGAUGAGCCGCGCCCUGGUCUGAUUCGGAGGGUCUCACGAAAGGUAGUGCCUGGCUUGCCAAGGACACAGACUUUCAAGAGACAGCAGGAUGAAGUCCGCAACAACCUUGAACCUGUCGAACCGACACCAGUCGAGAGGAGAGCCGUCUCCGUCGACAGGCGGCUGCAUGCUUCCCAGGGCGGACUCAACUCUGCUGACCCCCGGGCAAGUGCGCCUGACUUCAUCAGGACUGAUGAGCGCACAUUCCCUGUGUCUGCGCCAUCAAUACCAAGCAGUCCUGUGGGUGAGAAGAUACAAGACCUUCUUGGUGCAAUCAGCCUUGACGAGGGUAUGAGAGAAGACCUGCCACCUCCGCAUGAGGCUGAGUCCGUCAACGACACAGCGUCCAUGACCACCUCCCAGUACGAUGCCAUGAUCCAUGAGGAACUGGAGCGUAUCUGGAUCCUCAACCUUUCCAUGCAUUUCAGGGAUAAGUCCAAGAGGGAGAAGUUCUUUGUCACCUACCGUGAGAAGGAUGUGCACUGGCGGAGGGUGACCAUAUCCUUGGACUACCGAAACGCACCAGACAACUCGCUCGAGAUGGACCUGCUCCACACCAAGUUUCAACGUGAUAAGAGCGCCAAGAUAUACGAGGCAAUCCGAGAGAGCUUGGUUGAUAUCCAGUUUUACGACACCGUGACCAAUCUCAAGUUGCAGACCACAGACGGGAGGCUGCACGUGCAUGUCGUUGAAGAUAUCAAUGAGAUAAUCCACUAUCCCACCGUCCGGAUGAUUCAGCACCUCGGAUGUCGAAGGAUAAGGGAAAGCAGCAUUGAUUUUGACUCCCACAUGUCCGGCUUCGUGUACAAGGUCCGAAUCAGAGGCCAGACACUGAUCAAGAAGGAGAUUCCUGGACCAGAUACGGUCGACGAGUUUCUUUAUGAGAUCAACGCUUUGAGUCGGCUGUCGAAUUCUCGUAAUGUCAUUGCAUUCCACGGUGUCAUUGUGGAUGACUACGGCGAGCGUGUCAAAGGUCUCCUCAUCAGCUAUGCAGAACAGGGCGCACUCAUUGAUAUCCUUUUUGACCACGACCACGCUCUCCCAUGGUUUCAGCGGGAAAGGUGGGCACGACAAAUUGUGGAGGGUCUUUCUGAAAUCCACGAGUCUGGCUUCGUCCAGGGCGACUUCACCCUUUCCAAUAUUGUUGUUGACGACGAGGACAACGCCAAGAUAAUCGACAUCAACAGGAGAGGAUGUCCCGUCGGCUGGGAACCACCAGAAGCGACUCCGCUGAUUGAGAGCAACCAGCGCAUCUCCAUGUACAUCGGUGUGAAAUCCGACCUGUAUCAGCUGGGGAUGGUGUUAUGGGCUCUGGCGGAGCAGGAGGACGAGCCAGAGACACAUGGCCGCCCGCUGAGGCUGUCCGAGGACGUAGACGUCCCGGAAUGGUACAGGACUGUCGUUAGCAUUUGUCUCGCAGACGAUCCGAGACACCGGAUGCAGGCGAUCGACUUGUUGCGCAUGUUCCCUCAGCGGACCGAGACAGACGUUCCACGUCGGGUGCAGCCGUCGAUAUCUGUCGACGAUGGGCACUCGUUGCAAGAAUACGUUGUCGAUGGGUACCAGUCAGAUGGACCUCGGGUCAUCAGGACCGUCCAGCCACCACCAGAGUGGUCUCACGGAAGUCACACUUAUGUCAACUCCCCCACUGGUAUAACCCACGAGCCCUACUUCUAUCCGACCAGGGGCCGAUCACCACCAAGUCCAAUGCCAAGCGACCUGGGUGGCUAUCGCGAGCGGAGGUAUGAUCCACCGUGGUCGCGGCCGAUGGAAAGCAGUUUCGACAGAACGAGGACCCCCACCGAGAGCGAUGUUGCCCCGGACGAGGCCAUGCGCAGACACGCCGGACCAGAUACUGUAUCUGAGAGGAACAUCGAUGCGCAUGAGCCUGUGGGUAUGGCAGAGAAGCCGCCCAUACCGGAGCUAGUCGUAAAGGAUGAAUCUGCGGCGCCAGUAGGGACGUACCACGGGUGUCUCAAUGGUGACAAGCAGGCACCGCUGGCAGAGAUCUCCGAAUCUGUUGAAGUGCCUACAGCACGCCCGCCAGUUGCCAACCACUUGACGGAGGAGGCACCACUGCAGCACGCACAGGAGAUCGGCCGUACGGGGGAGGCGGAUAAGGGGGAGGAGGGAAAGGGGGAGGAGGAAGACGCAUCACCAAAAAGCAUGGGGAUCAAUAGUCAGCACGAGAACGAGACACUACAAAGCACACAGCCACAACAACACCAGUUUCCUCUUUUUGAGGAGUCGGGGAACACAGAACCCGAAGCCCCAGGGACGCUCGCUCUGGUCCCUGGUGAGGCACAAGUACAGAAGCACAAGAGCACGCGCCAGGUCCUGGCUCCUCCGAAGGAAGCCGACGAGAGUGAAGGAAGAGCAGCCGAAAUAGGGGAACAGGUCGACAGCGCGAUCGAGAUGACGGCGCCGCCGCCGCACCACCUGAUAGAUCUCGGGGCCGGCCGGCCGACACCGGCGGCCCGCCACGGGUCGUCGGGGUCUGCUGACUCCGGGACCGUCCCGCCCGAGUUUCUGGGUAUCGGGUCGGGCCAUGAUGCCUCGGACUCGGUGGGCAAGCCCCGCGACAUCGACGGUGACCUGGUUAUCUGAAUCCACAGCGCGACAGUUUUCACAAAAACCAUGCUAGACGACAGCGACGAAACGACCAGACAUGACAGUUCCAUCUGAUUUUAUUUUUGUUCUUCUUGUCAUCUCAUAUCAUUUUUCCCCACUUCACAUUGUGUGUAUUUGAUUGUGGUUGGAUGGAGAGGAGGCGGCUGGGUGGAAGUUCAUCUUUAUUCAUUUUUCAUCAUUGGCAUUUUCUGGGAAGGCGGAGAUGGCUGAACAGUUUCCAACCGGGAGCUGUGGCUCUGUAGUUCGGUGGGUCGAGGAGACCUUAGGCAUUGUUUGUUUGAUAGCUAGCAUACAAGCCGGUCGUGGACUGUACGAUUGUAAUGAAAUCAUAUGGGAACAAAAGAAGCCGUGUUUGGCUACCAGGGCAUAUUGCCGUGAAGAAUUAGUUGAUGUGCAUAUGAUAUAUUAGCAGCUGGCAAGUCGUCAGGGCCCCCGGAGUAUACAUUCCGGACAGGCGGGUGGGAUUGUGUGAGGAUGCAGGCUACCAGAUGGAUGUAUGUACCUAAGUAGUCAAGUCUUUGAAUAUUUAAAAAGUACGUAUAGCAGCAACCCCUACCCACGGGGGGUUAGUGCACGGACCACCAUGCACAAGUCGUCUGUCGAAGGGGCGGCACGCACAGAGGCGGCGAAGCGGCGAGGAUGCACGGGAAGUACCUUCCUCCAGAGGAAGAGGCCUGAUUGGAGCAAGGAGCCCAGCACCUUCCUCGGCUCGGAAUUGACAGCGCGGGCGGUUCUCGUCUCGGGGGGCGCCAGCUCGAGGUCUGGCACUGGCGUUCCCGUGGCCCGCGAGGAUUAUGAGAUGAAACACGGGACCAUGUGACAGUCGAUUUGUUGAGAAAACGGCUCGGUCUUCUGUUUUCUGUCUAGGCGGGCUGGCGGGCUGGCCAGGCUGCUAGGGUCCCAAGGUGGCCCGGCCGUUAGGGUGGCUAGCAGCUGCGACGGGUCCGGUGGCACGCAGCCGCGGUAGCUUCGGUAGUAUUUGCAGCGUUUGUGGUAAUCUGUCAUUGGCUUUGUGGGCUUGCAACUUGGUAGAUCCG